AUGCAAAUACCAAAAGGAGUUGAAAUUAGAACAGUUGAUGGAUUCCAAGGACAGGACAAAACAAUUAUUCUCAUUAGUUUGGCACGUUCAAAUAUUGAUCAUGAAAUAGGAUUUUUGGUUAAUGAACAACGAAUGAAUGUAUUAUUAACCAGAGCCAAAUGUGCUAUGAUUGUUUUUGGAAAUAAAGUUACAUUGAGUGCAAAUGCGCUAUGGAAAGAAUGGAUCGAUAGCGUUCCAAAUGUCAGUAGUGAUAUAUACAAGAAUGAAUGUUUAGUGGCAACACCAUCAAAUAAUAAUCGAUCAUCAGUUCAACAAUAA
This is a messenger RNA of Didymodactylos carnosus, 318 nucleotides long. NCBI's taxonomy places the organism in Eukaryota, Metazoa, Rotifera, Eurotatoria, Philodinida, Philodinidae. The record is from the annotation of a GenBank genome assembly.